Messenger RNA from Cadophora gregata, 2236 nucleotides. RefSeq lists its product as uncharacterized. The coding region runs from base 511 to 2163 and encodes 550 amino acids. Lineage: Eukaryota; Fungi; Ascomycota; Leotiomycetes; Helotiales; Ploettnerulaceae. The record is from RefSeq and is a predicted model, not a curated record. The transcript has 4 exons.
GCACCUGUCAUGCAAUGCGAUUAUUCACACCGUCUGUAGUGGAGAUUAUUCAGUUCAGCUUCCCCCUCUCACUUGCAGCAAAACAGAUUGACAGCCCUAUCGGAAUAAUGGAAGGGCCGAAAUGUCCUCCGUGGCUGUGCUCACAUUUUCUAUUUUUCUGCCCCCAAGUGGCUGCAAUGGUUGCGCCGCGCAUAUCGACACGUCAAAAUUACCUCAGCUUCUUUGAUUUCGGAGACACCUCCAGGCCAGAUCCCAGACAUUUGGAACCGAUUUACAUGGGGGCUAGAAAUUCCACAAGUUAGAAGUGAUGGAGUGGAGAAUGUUGUACGGGCCUUACCGAGCGAUAGGCGAGGUUCCAUACUUUUUUGAGGACUCUUUUUCAUCAUCGCAUGUUGGACAGUCAGCCCACUCUGAGAGUAUGGCGACUAUACCGUCUUUUAUAUUAUGACUCGAAGCUGACUUUGAGUUGUUUCAUCUGAUCGUCAAUUUGUCUCCCCAUCGCCCCUCACCAUGCGCCUGUCGUUUUUGUUGGCCAGUUUGGCUUGUUUACUUUCCCUUUCUGUCGCUCAGUCUAUCGGUGCUUUUUACACAGGUGGAGGUCCUACGGUCAUCAAACUCAAUGGAAAUUCCGGAAACUUCUCCUACAAUGUCUACAAGGCAACUGGAUUCAGUGACGAAUGGUCAUCAUUUGCUCCAACAUUCCCACCUGUGAAUGGAACACCAAUGGCAGUAACCGGAUUUAGCAGCCCUUCAGCCGUUUAUGGAUCAGUCUUUUAUCAGACUCGAAAUAACAGUCUGUCUCAGCAACUUUUCAAGUGCUGGUAUUCCUCAGGUGACUGCCUUAACUAUGGAGGGUUCAUAAUAUCCUCCAAGGUUACAGUACCUGUGAAACAAGGAACAGGGUUAUCGGUAGCCUUGCUGUCUACGAACUUUGGAUAUCGUGUGACUUACGAGGAUAUACAUGGCUCUAUUCGACAAUUGAGUUACUCGAACACUACUGAAGGGGUUGUCACCUAUUGGAAUGAUGGGGCUCUCGUCAAAAAUGGUACAACAAGAAACUCGUCUGCCUUGGCAACGACAUACCUUCCAAGUGUCAAUGACACGAUCCCGGCAGAGCAAACAAUAUACCAAGUCAGCGAUGAUCAAAUUCUGUCUGUAACCAACAAGAAUACAACGUUUAUCAACCAGACGUCAUCUUGGAGCCAAGGUACUACUCUUCCUGCCAUGCCGAAUUGGAGUCCUGAGAGUGGAAAAUUCUCGACAAUACUAUACAACUCAUGGAACAUGCUUUUCUACAUUGACACAAACAGACAGCUGCAAUGGGUUUGGUCUAACGAUGGUGCUCAGACAUGGCAUGCUCAGCCCCUCAUGGAGACAUCAACCUGGCCACUGGCAGACACACCCAACGCUCCUGUGGCUGCUACCACAUCCGUCAAUGCGUCUGAUAAUUCUGCUUCCGUCUUCUACAUCUCGAAUGGGAAGAUGAUCCAAUCUGUCAUGACGAACUGGUCAUGGGCUCCAUAUUCGAUCGUCCAGGCACCGCUUCCCUCAAAUAUCACAGAGAUUAUUAGCCGACCUAACAAUUCCCGGACAAUCACGAUCGGCGCAUCAACGGGAGUGAGCGUAGGAUUUCUAAUCGUCGUUGCCGUGGCUGCCUGGUACAUCAAACGUCGAAAGCAAGCCCUUCAACGCGCAGCUCUUGAAUAUUCAAACUCUGAGAGUAGAGACAGCUGGAAAGAAAACGAGUUUGCAUAUCAAGGAGGCAAAGCGGAGUUAAGCGGACUUCCCUCGCCGAGAUCUGAACUCGAUCAUGACCCAGAUUGUAAGCUUCUUCAUCAACUGCAGGUGCAGCGAAUGUAUGAAGCGACAGGCAUUGUGCCGGCGGAGUUGCAGAACUGUGAAACGAAGGCACUGGAGUUGGAUCACACACAUUGCAAGUAUGAACUAGAUGCUUCGCUUGUGUGUGAAUUGCCUGCAGGGCGGGACGAUGAGAAGCGAGACAGUGAGAUAAAUAGCUCGGAAACGCAAAAGAGGGAAGGCUCUGAGAGCCAUGUUUCGGUGAAAGAAGGGAAAGAAUUGCCGCAUUGGAGUUGGGACAUAUUGAGGCGAGAGAGAAAGAAACAAGAUAGUGGAACGGAAAGUCUGGAUUUGGAAAGAGGGUGAGCAAGAUAAGGUCAAGGCAGAAGGACAGGGAUAAAUGACUACAGGGCAUACAGUACUAAGAAUUAGAUCUCAA